AUGGGUAAAGCUAAUAAAGAUAAACGUGAUUUAUAUUAUAGAAGAGCCAAAGAAGAAGGAUGGAGAGCUCGUUCUGCAUUUAAACUUUUGCAAUUAAACGAAGAAUUUAAUCUUUUUGAAGAUUUAACUAGAGUAGUUGAUCUUUGUGCAGCACCAGGUUCUUGGUCUCAAGUAUUAUCUCAAAAAUUAGGACCCAAUUCAACUAUUGUUGCUGUUGAUUUACAACCAAUGACUCCUAUAGAUGGUGUUACUACUAUUCAAGCAGAUAUCACACAUCCAAGAACUUUACAAAGAAUUCUAGAUUGUUUUGGUGGUGAACCAGCUGAUUUUGUUUGUAGUGACGGUGCUCCAGAUGUUACUGGAUUACAUGAUUUGGAUGAAUAUAUUCAAGCUCAAUUAGUAUUAUCUGCAUUACAAUUAACCACAUGUUUAUUAAAACCAGGCGGUAAAUUUGUUGCAAAAAUUUUCCGUGGUAGAGAUAUUGAUCUUUUAUACAGUCAAUUAAGUUAUUUAUUUGAUAAAGUUAUCUGUGCUAAACCUCGAUCAAGUAGAGGGACUUCAUUAGAAGCAUUCAUAGUUUGUCUUGGUUAUAAACCUCGAGAAGGUUGGCAACCUAAAUUACAAUUAUCUACAUCUACAGAAGAAUUUUUUGAAGGUGCAAAUAUAGGUAAACAAGGAACCAUGGAAAUUAAAGAAUUUGGUCCUCAAGAAAGAAAAAUUGCUCCAUUUGUUGCUUGUGGUGAUAUAAAUGAUAUUGAUUCUGAUGCUACUUAUAGCAUAGAUAUAAACACGCUAUCUUUAGAGCCAGUGCAAAUGCCAACUGCACCACCUUAUAAAAAAGCAUUAGAAAUGAAACGUAAUGGUGAAUUACAUAGACGAUAG
Molecule: messenger RNA, 882 nt
Organism: Candida tropicalis MYA-3404
Lineage: Eukaryota; Fungi; Ascomycota; Pichiomycetes; Serinales; Debaryomycetaceae
Product: tRNA methyltransferase
Exons: 1
Coding region: 1-882 (293 amino acids)
Biological process (GO): cytoplasmic translation; tRNA methylation
Cellular component (GO): cytoplasm
Molecular function (GO): tRNA methyltransferase activity
Source: RefSeq, a predicted model, not a curated record